Octodon degus (degu) is the source of this 2079-nucleotide messenger RNA. It is a transcript of the gene Rragb, whose product is annotated as Ras related GTP binding B. The record is from RefSeq and is a predicted model, not a curated record. Gene Ontology annotation, cellular component: lysosome; nucleus; Gtr1-Gtr2 GTPase complex. Gene Ontology annotation, molecular function: GTP binding; GTPase activity. The coding region runs from base 487 to 1650 and encodes 387 amino acids. The transcript is spliced from 11 exons. NCBI's taxonomy places the organism in Eukaryota, Metazoa, Chordata, Mammalia, Rodentia, Octodontidae. Gene Ontology annotation, biological process: cellular response to amino acid stimulus; regulation of autophagy; cellular response to starvation.
UCCUGAAGGGCAAGCGCUUAGGUCGUAACCUAUUGGCUGACUCACCUGGGUGGCCAGUCUCCACAGCUGCCAGCCAGAGGAGUAGGUCACUGCUUAGUCUCUAAGGCAGGGUUCCGCUCUUUCUGCCGCCUCUGCCUUUGCGGUGCCCACCUCUUUGCCGGUGAAGUUACUUCUAGGUUUUGAGACCUCGGGGCCUGAGGCCCAAACUCCGGACGAGUCCCCAACUCGUCUCUUUUUUCCCUGUCAUCCUUUCUUACGCCACCGAAUAACUUCGCCUUUGAGCUGGCCUGCUCGGGUUUUCCUUGAGACCAAGUUUAGGGCGGUAAAGGUAAUCGUGGGGAAAGAGCCUCCCCAGUGGACAAAGAAGGAGGCAAGAACUGGGCUGGCCUAAGGACUGCGGGCCAUGAGAAUAGGCAGUUAAGGGGGUGAACAAGGACAAAUAGAGUACUGUGGAUUUAGAAGGGACCGGAAAGCACUUGUUGCACGAUGGAAGAAUAUGACUCUGAGAAAAAGAUGGAGAAAGAAAAUCUGGGGCCGAGAAUGGAACCUCCAUUAGGGGAACCAGAAGAAUCGCUAGGGUGGGUGCUACCAAAUACAGCCAUGAAGAAAAAGGUAAGAUGCAUUAGGUACACCAGAAACACGAAGGUACAGGUGCUGUUGAUGGGUAAAAGUGGAUCUGGUAAGACCAGCAUGAGAUCUAUUAUCUUUGCAAAUUAUAUUGCCAGGGACACACGUCGCCUUGGUGCAACAAUACUAGACCGUUUACAUAGUCUUCAAAUUAAUAGCAGUUUGAGCACCUACUCUCUCGUAGACUCUGUUGGAAGUACAAAGACAUUUGAUGUAGAACAUUCUCACGUUCGAUUUCUGGGAAACCUGGUGCUGAAUCUAUGGGAUUGUGGUGGACAAGACACAUUCAUGGAAAAUUAUUUUACUAGCCAAAGGGACAACAUUUUCCAAAAUGUGGAGGUUCUAAUUUAUGUCUUUGAUGUGGAAAGCCGUGAGCUGGAAAAGGACAUGCACUAUUAUCAGUCAUGCCUAGAGGCUAUUCUGCAUAACUCUCCAGAUGCCAAAAUAUUUUGCUUGGUACACAAAAUGGAUCUGGUACAGGAAGAUCAACGCGACCUGAUUUUUAAGGAGCGGGAAGAAGAUCUGAGACGCUUGUCUCGCCCAUUGGAAUGUUCUUGUUUCCGAACAUCUAUUUGGGAUGAAACUCUUUAUAAGGCUUGGUCCAGUAUUGUGUAUCAGCUGAUUCCCAAUGUUCAGCAACUGGAAAUGAACCUAAGAAAUUUUGCUGAAAUUAUUGAAGCUGAUGAAGUACUUCUGUUUGAGAGAGCUACUUUUUUAGUGAUUUCUCAUUAUCAGUGUAAAGAACAGCGUGAUGCCCAUAGAUUUGAGAAAAUCAGCAACAUUAUUAAGCAGUUCAAAUUAAGUUGCAGCAAACUGGCUGCCUCUUUCCAGAGUAUGGAAGUCAGGAACUCUAACUUUGCUGCUUUCAUUGAUAUCUUCACAUCUAAUACUUAUGUGAUGGUCGUGAUGUCAGAUCCAUCCAUUCCUUCUGCAGCAACUCUGAUCAACAUCCGCAAUGCCAGGAAGCACUUUGAAAAGCUGGAAAGAGUGGAUGGACCAAAGCAGUGUCUUCUCAUGCAUUAAAUAUUGCUGAAUAUCAUUUCACACAAAAAUCCAAACACUGUAUCAUAAUCAGUAUUAAUGUUGUAUUCAUAUAUGUACACUGUCUCUGAAAUGUUGUGACAUCACCUGUAUUUCUUUUCUACUCCCCAGUCUUAACAGUUAACCUAGAAUGCUAUUUACUCAAAUAGCCAAUGAGGAGUUAGAAGAUGUGCUGUCCAUAGAAUUGAUGUAACAUAAAAAUAGGUGAGAUAUAUAUAAGUGUUCUGAUAACACUGUUCUAAUAGUGUGCAAUUGUUGUAAUAACUUGGUUUCAGUAGUUGUGUAUGCCAAACAUUUUCCAGUAUCCUCUUAUAUUCGUUCUCAAACGGUAAACUUACAAGUGUAGAUUAUGACAUUUUUGGCAUGCAUUAAAAAUAUUCCUUAACUUCAAUUAUAAAUAAACUUUUGUUU